Volvox carteri f. nagariensis is the source of this 585-nucleotide messenger RNA. RefSeq lists its product as uncharacterized. The record is from RefSeq and is a predicted model, not a curated record. The transcript is spliced from 4 exons. Lineage: Eukaryota; Viridiplantae; Chlorophyta; Chlorophyceae; Chlamydomonadales; Volvocaceae. The coding region runs from base 1 to 585 and encodes 194 amino acids. Gene Ontology annotation, biological process: protein secretion; vesicle-mediated transport. Gene Ontology annotation, cellular component: Golgi membrane.
AUGGCAACACCGGCUGCAGGAGGCACCCUGCCCACUCCGGAGGAACAAUCUCCUCCAGCUCCUUCGCACAAUGUAGCAGUAUUUUUCCAUGGUUUCUUCAAGGUGGUGUCAAUCGUCUGGUAUUGGAUCUGUACUAUUGUCAGUGACUCUUUUGUGGUCAACUUCGUUGUAUGCAUCGUCCUGUUGGCUCUUGAUUUCUGGACGACAAAAAACAUUACCGGACGCCUCCUUGUGGGGUUACGAUGGUGGAAUGAGGCAAACGACACAGGAUCGGCUUGGCGGUUCGAAACGCUGCCUGAGGGCGUUCGGACGAUCCUACCACGCGAGAAGCGGUUUUUCUGGUUAGCGAUACUGCUAGCGGCGGGGCACUGGAUCCUUGCCUGCGUUUUUUGCCUCUUUGGGGCAUCCUCUUAUAUCAUUGUGGCCAUUAUGGGGCUCGUGUUCAACGGUAGCAACCUGUGGGGCUACUUCAAGUGCAGCCGCGAAGCGCAGGCGGAUCUCCAAGGCUACAUCAACAGCACGUCCAACUCCAUCGUGCAGGGAGCCAUCAAGCAGAAGCUUAGCCAGGCGGCUAGCCGUGUGUGA